This is a messenger RNA of Quercus robur (English oak), 1316 nucleotides long. RefSeq lists its product as uncharacterized. NCBI's taxonomy places the organism in Eukaryota, Viridiplantae, Streptophyta, Magnoliopsida, Fagales, Fagaceae. The record is from RefSeq and is a predicted model, not a curated record. Bases 180 to 1190 code for a protein of 336 amino acids. Gene Ontology annotation, molecular function: methyltransferase activity. Gene Ontology annotation, biological process: methylation. The transcript has 2 exons.
AAGAAGCAGGAUACGAUAGACCUGUUUUUCUCAAGCGUUAAUUUUGUGUGUGGCUCUGUUUUCUUAUCUCUACUACCAUUGUUCUCAUUUAAGUCUAUGACUUAUAAAGCAUGCAUUAUCUCCUUCACUACCUUUCUAUCAAUCCUAUCAAUCUCCAGGUAGUGGUGUAAUUUGAAGGCAUGUCAGAUCAAGAAAAUGCCUUACCUGAAGACCCAAUGUGGUCCGAGCUAAAGCUUCCAGACUUGUUAUCGACUGAAACUGUUCGUGAAGUCCAUGCCACAAUUGAACACAAAUGGGAUCCCCUCCAACGGUCAGCAUGCCAAACAGCAGCAGGAAGAGCCCUGUGGAAGCAUUUGAUCCAUGAUCCACUAGCAGGCUUGCUUGCAGGCGAGUCAUAUCUUAAAAGCCUAUAUGAGAAGAUAAAGAAAGACCGCAUCAAUAAUGCACGAGAAGUAUCUGGGGUGAUUCUUGCAGUUCGAACUCUUUGGUUUGAUUCAAAACUUGAAGCUGCACUUAAAUCCUUCAAUAGCAAAGAAGCCCAAGUUGUUAUCCUUGGUGCAGGAAUGGAUGCAAGGGCAUACCGUUUAAGCUGCUUGAAGGAUAGUGAUGUUUUUGAAGUUGAUUUUGCCGAAGUCUUGCAAGUGAAAACAACUCUUCUACAGGCAGCAAUGGAUUCCACAUAUGAACGCCAGCAUCUAACGAUGAAAGCAAAAUCCCUGCGCAGAGUGGCAGCUGACGUCAGGGAUGAUGACUGGCUUGAAAAGCUUCAAAUAUCAGGGUUUGUACCAGAGAAGAACACAAUAUGGAUUCUUGAAGGUAUCCUAUACUACCUGUCCCACCCCCAUGCCAUGCAGGUACUAAAGAUCAUAGCUGAGAAGUGUGUCCUUACCCCCACAGUCCUAUUGGCAGAUUUCAUGAACCAACCAUCAACCACGCUUUCAAGUUCAAUCUUCCACUUCUACAGUGAUUGGCCAGAUCAUCUCCUGCCAUCUAUUGGGUUUUCUCACGUUGAGCUUUCACAAAUUGGUGAUCCAGAUGCUCAUUUUGGGCUAAUGCACGAUCCACUAAAUCUGUUCAACAAGCUUCGCAGCUUACCUAGAUCCGUACAACUCAACCCAGAUGAUGGAACACCAUGCUGUCGCUUAUAUUUAGUGCAGGCUUCUGGUUCACCCAAUCAAACCAUUCUCUAGAGAGCCAAAAGAUCAGUAAUAAUACAGACAGCUAGCAUAGAUGUAGGCAUCAUUGUUUGUAGUAUUGCUUAAACAGUACAUAUUGCAUUUGAAAAAUAAUCGGAUGAAAAAACAUGAUUGCCGUUU